This is a messenger RNA of Corticium candelabrum, 4397 nucleotides long. RefSeq names its product protein diaphanous homolog 2-like. Gene Ontology annotation, biological process: actin filament polymerization; actin cytoskeleton organization. NCBI's taxonomy places the organism in Eukaryota, Metazoa, Porifera, Homoscleromorpha, Homosclerophorida, Plakinidae. Gene Ontology annotation, molecular function: actin binding; small GTPase binding. The record is from RefSeq and is a predicted model, not a curated record. Gene Ontology annotation, cellular component: actin filament. The transcript is spliced from 29 exons. Bases 275 to 4132 code for a protein of 1285 amino acids.
CGCUAGUGGUAUACACUUUGAUGACAGACAGACAGACAGACAGACAGACACGGAUUGACAGACAGACAGCUAGCCAGAGACAGAUACAUACAUAGAUAGAUAGACAGACAGGGAGACAGACAGACAGAUUGAUAGAUAUUCAGAGACAGAUUGACAGACAGACGGACAGCUAUACAGAGACAGGUAGACAGACAGCCAGACAGACAGACAUAUACAGAGACAGAUUGACAGACAGAUAGCCAGACAGGGAGACAGACAGACAAAUACGCAGCAGAUGAACAAAGACCACAGAAACGCACAGGCUGGACACACACCACCACCACCACCACCACACCACACCCAACACAAAACGACUAGACUCACAACAGAAACCGCGAAGCCAUUGCAUCAUUCAUUCCCAACCUCAAAACAUAACGAUGACGGACAUGACGUCACACGCAAUUCCACUCGCCACCAUCCGAGUGCCGUCCUCCUUUCCCUAUCACCUUCGAUACGCUCAUCAAACGCCACACACGUCUCCCAACCGAUCUCCGUAACCAUCCAACACACACGCUGCGACUCUCCAGGCUUUCCGGAGGGCGUGACCUCUGUCGCACAUGCGCAGUCAACCUCCAAGUCAAAUAACCCUGGAGCUUCACUCCACGCACAAAGACCAACCGCUUGCCAUUGUGUUAUCCACCCAACAAGCAUGUCGGCGAAAGACUCCAAAUCGGGAAUGUUUGAGAAGCUGCGCUCGUGGCGUCACUCGAGCAAGCCGAAGCAUUCCGACGCGAAGCAGCUGUCUGGCGCGAUGGACAAGGCCCUGGACGGCGACAUCAACGCCAUUCGCAAUAUGGGAGAGAACGAGUUGAAUCGAGAGUUGGAGGCGAUGCUGGAUGAUAUGAACUUGUCGGAGGAGCACCGGGCGCCGAUUCGUGCUCGCUCGGUCGAGCAGAAGAGAGAGAUGCUUGUGAGCUUUGUGAAGCGUUCGGCUCAGAUGCAGAAGUCAUCAAGAGGAGAUUUUGCUGGAGCAACUCGGCCGCCAUCCGAUUAUGUUGAUGAUUUUAAGAAGCCCAGCAGAUCAGCGGAUCAGAUACGACAGACAGUGGAGGGACUGAGAAUUUCGCUGGGCAGCAAUCCCAUCAGUUGGUUGAAACAGUUUAGUGAGUUGAAUGGUCUGCAGCUGAUCCUGGAUGUUCUAAAGAUGUGCCAACAGUCGAGUAAUCGGAUGAGUAAGGUGACUGUAAAGACCGAACAUGAGUGUGUUCGCUGCAUCAAGGCGUUUAUGAACAACAAGUAUGGUCUUGGUGAAAUGAUUGAGAACCCAGCAGGACUGCCAACACUCGCUGUCUCUCUGAAUACGAAAAACACGGGCAUGAUGAUUGACAUUCUCAAACUACUAGCAGCCGUUUCUCUAGUUCCGCCACACGGCCACUACAAAGCACUAGAAGCAGUCACUCUGUUCAGCGAGCAAAACGGGUGCGGGAGGUUUGAAAUUUUGUUCCAAGCUCUUCAGGCCAACGACAACGCAGCUUUACAAGUGGCAUGCAUUCAGUUUGCUAAUGCGUUAGUUAGUCAACCAGAUGAACUCGACUUUCGGUUGCAUUUGAGGAAUGAGUUUUUGCGUUCGGGUUUGAGACAACAGUGGGCGGAAUUACGUCGACUUGCCACAGAAGAGCUGACUGUUCAGCUGGAUAUUUUCGAUGAUCAAAGGGAGGAAGAUUACUCAGAGUUAAUUCAACGUUAUCACGACGUUCGAUUCGAAUUAGAAGAUUCAUCUGAGUUGUUUGGUCUUGUUAAACGAGUGACUGACGACACAGCCGCAGAGCAAUAUUUCCUCUCUAUUCUCCAACACUUUGUUCUCAUUCGAGAGGACAGCUAUGCCAGACCUCAAUAUUAUCGACUAAUCGAAGAAUGUGUCAACCAGAUUGUGCUGUUUCGUGACGGUGUUGAUCCCGAUUUUGGAACAAAACGGUUUGAAAUCAACGUGGAACCUCUAAUAGAUCACAUGGUGGACCAAGCCAAAGUCACUGAAUACGAGCAGAAAGCUACUCAAUACGAAAGACUAUUUAAAGAUGAGGAAGCAGCUAAGCAGGAAGUUGAAGCGAAGCUUGCAAUGGUUAGUCAGACUCUUGAUACAAAGACGAGAGAGUCAGAGGCGAGGAUAGCUCAACUACAAGACGAGCUCACAAAGAGGCCCGUCAUUGUAAGAGGCGAUAGUGCCGAAGGCUCCACACCUCUUUCUUCUGCUCCUCCACCUCCUCCUCCACCUGGUGGAGUUCCUCCACCUGGUGGAGUUCCUCCCCCUCCAGCCCUUUCAUCAGGAGUGCCACCUCCACCACCACCACCUGGAGGAGUACCACUCCCUCCACCUAUUCCUGGAGCACCAGCACCACCAGGGGCUCCACCGUUUAUGAUAGGUGCUAUGGUACCUCAACUACCACCUGGUGUUCAGCCAAAGAAGAAGUUUAGUCCAGAGAUACAGACAAAGAGACUGAACUGGAACAAGAUUGAUGGGAGGCGACUAGAACAAGGUUCCUUCUGGGCUCUAGCUAAAGAGGAACGAUUUGAAAACAAAGAACUGCUUGAAAAGCUAUCGAUGACAUUUGCAAGUAGCACGAAAGCUCUGCAUGGAGAGACUGAAGUCAAAGAAAGGAAAAUAUCCUCACGGAAAGUCAAGGAUCUUAAAGUCUUAGAUGCCAAAGUUGCUCAGAAUCUUUCUAUCCUACUCGGCUCUGUUCGAAUGAAGUACGAGGAAAUUCGGCAGUUGAUAUUAACAGUUGAUGAGCAAGUACUGACCAAUCAAAUGAUCAACUCGUUAUUGAAAUUCCUACCAAGUUCAGACGAGUUCCAGCAGUUAGGUUCGUUCAUUGAUAUGUUUCAUGAUUUGAGUGAUGCUGAACAGUUUGGAGCCGUGAUGAGCUUCGUUCCACGACUGCAAGAACGUCUUCAGUGUAUGAUAUUUAAGCGAAAAUUCAAUGAAGAAGUAGAAGAGAUAAUGCCGGACUUGGUUUCUGUUAUCUCCGCCUGUGGUGAGGUACGACAGAGUCCCAAAUUUCACAAAUUUCUCGAGGUACGAGCUUGCUUUCGAACAGUUCGCCUACCCAAUGUGCAAACCCUUACCUCUAUUGUAUACAUGCAGCUUGUUCUGUUGAUUGGUAACUACAUGAACGCUGGAUCUCGGAACGCACAGUCGUUUGGCUUUGAGCUGAACUUCCUGACAAAAUUGAGCUCCACCAAAUCAGUUGAUCAGUCUAAGACAUUAUUGCACUUCAUUGCUGACUAUGUAGAACUCAAGCAUCCGGAUAUAUUACAGUUUGUCGACGAGUUGCGACAUAUUGAAGCGGCAUCAAGAGUAUCAGAAGACUUGUUGUCCAAGCAACUUCGUGCGAUGGAGAAGUCGGUCGGACUCGUCAGAUCGGAACUGAAGGCGUACGAAACGAUGGCAAACGUUCGACCUGAAGACAGAUUCGUUACCGUCAUGAGUUCCUUUCUUGGUCACGCCGACGAAAAAUGCAAGAAGUUGGUGGAGAAACACAAGAGACUGAACGAUGUAUAUUUAGAAGUGGGCAAAUAUUUUCUUUUCGACUCUAAGAAGACGCCAGUAGAGGACUUUUUCGGAGAUUUAGUCAGCUUUGUCAAUGAAUUUCAGAAAAUAGCUCGAGAAAAUCACAAGAAACGAGAAACAGAAGAGAAACAGAAGAAAGCCAAAGAAUCUCGCGAGAGAGCAGAAAAGGUGAAAAAACGGAAUCGGUCAAUAAAGAAGCCCAAGUUGGUAGAUAUUCAUGCAGCCGGUGAUCAAGAAGGUGUGCUGGAUGGGUUACUGGAAGCUCUUCAGUCGGGUAGUGCCUUCGCCAAGGUCGGUGGCCAGAAAAAGCGGAGAAAGGAAGGAGUCACACCACAGCGGCCCAUACUCCGGCCGUUACCAAAGGGCCAGGGCGACUCGCCGUUCGACGGUCUGACUCCCAUCAGCAGCCCAAUGCGUUCUAGUUCUCAGAAACUGGACGAGAUGCGGCGGACGAAGAGCAUGGGAAAGGGCGUACUGUCUCCGAGCGAGAACAGCGAGAAAAGAAUGAGUCAAGCGGAGCAGUUGUUGGCGAAAGUAAGAGCGUCUAGCGCUUCAGACUUGAAUAAACAUUCAUCAGUUCUCUAGUAGCUUGCGAGUUUGCUGUAAUGGUCUUGCAUAUAUUACAUAGUUGAGUAUAGAUUGGGUAGAGAGAAAGUAGGUAUAUCUAAGCACUUUACAGGUGCAUGCAUGCACCCUGCAGUACGGACAAUGUGCCAUCUGUGGGGUCAACGUGGUUUGAUCUCGUGGCUGAUUGAAGUGGAUGGAUGGACUUGGAGUUUCUAACGAAUUUAGUUGUAGAGGAGUAGAAUAUUCCGGACGAUUUUAAAUUCAUGCAGCUUUUCUCAUUGAA